This is a messenger RNA of Saccostrea cuccullata (small rock oyster), 4026 nucleotides long. RefSeq lists its product as uncharacterized. The record is from RefSeq and is a predicted model, not a curated record. Bases 643 to 2712 code for a protein of 689 amino acids. Lineage: Eukaryota; Metazoa; Mollusca; Bivalvia; Ostreida; Ostreidae. Gene Ontology annotation, molecular function: ubiquitin-protein transferase activity. The transcript is spliced from 2 exons.
GGUAAUAUUUCCACAAAAGGUUUUUGAUUCUUUCAGGUCUGUUUUCAUCUACAACUCAAUAAAAUAAAUGCUUAAAUAAAUGUUCUAGUAACUGAAAGAUGAAAUAUACAGCACUGGGUGGUUUUUCCCUUAAAGUUAAAAACAUAAAAGUACAAAUACAUGUAUCUCAAAUUCAAAAAGUACAAGAUGUGUUUGUAAAACACUAUGCGCCCAGCAGCAACGAAGUUCGAAAAAACUAUUUUUAGCAUAUAGGUCACAAAGUCAUUGACCUUUGUGUCAUUUGAAAGAACUUAAUUAGUGUAGUAUGCAUACUAAAUAUGAAGUCUUUAUAUCUCUUUUGGUUCAAAAGUUAUGGCGAAGGUUCAAAAAGGAUACAUUUAAGGUCACAAGGCUAUUGAACUUGGUGUUAUUUGAAAGAGCUUAAUGAUAAUCAGUGGAGUAAGCAUACAAAAUAUGAAGUCCCUAUCUUUCAUGGCAAAGGUUAAAGUUUGCAGACAUUUAUAUCGACCAGGCUGCAUAAAAAUACUAUUGUCAUUCUAUACCCAGAUGUAACAAUAAUUUUACCCAGGUUUGAUAAGCUUCUAAGACCUAACAAAAAAAUAACUACCUCUUUUUUUUUUAUUUUUAUAGUGAUUACAAACAAUGGCUGCAGAUUCAGAUGAUGCUUUGUACACGUUCUUGGAAAGCCGCAAUGUGAAUACAGAGCUUAUGAAAAAGGAAAAGAUUGACCUAGCUGCAUUACGAGUUAUAGAUGAUAAAGAAUUGUCCAGCUUUAUACCACAUUAUGGUGACAGAGUGGCUCUUCGUUCUUAUAUAAAAAAGGAAGAUGACAAAAAAAAGAAAAAAUCAAAAGUUACAUUAGUAGCUUCAUUGAGGCAGAAGUUGAAGGACAUAAGGAGAACAAAGAAAUCAAAUGCCAAAAACCAGAUAUCAGAAAGUGAUUCUGAUGUAGAGGAAGGAAGUGAAAGUACAUGUACAAUCAAUCCUUAUAAAGGCAAUCAAAAUGCUACAAAGGAGACACGUAAAAUUAAACUUGGAAUUAAAUCAAAAUUGGACGAUACUUUUGUAACUAUAAGAGCAAAAAGAGGAGGAGGUCCAAGAGAAGUUACGGUUAAAAAAUCAUUCAAGAAGAAGGAACUUAUUGAGCAGGCCAAAGAAUUGUACUUUGGUAAAUCUGGUACAAGUAAACUAGGAUGUGUUGAUGACUUCUCAUUUGACAUGCAGAAUUUUGAGGAAGAUAUUCUUGAUGAUGAAAUAAGUGUUGGAAAGCUGUAUGAGCAGACAGGUUUAAGCAAACUAACAUUUUAUCUUCUUCUCAUUCCUACAUGUAAAUAUGAAGAUUUGCCAAUUAUACAAAGACCCAUCAAAAGACCGAAAACAACAAACAGCAGCAUUUCAGAUGAUGAUGAAAACUUGCCAGACCCAAGUGAAGUCACAAGCUUUGAUAUACUUUCUGAGGCAAUGUUGGCUGCUGAUGUACCAUUGUGCUUCCAGGAAACAAACAUUGUUACUGAUAAUGUUGAAGAUUCUACAUGCUUCAGUACAGUUCCAGCAACAUGUAUCAACCCAAAUCCUGCAUCCUGCAUCAGCACAGUCCAUUCUGAAGAACUUGUUUCCAUGAAUCCCCCAUUAUCUAUAAGAUCUAGUUCCAGCCAGCAUCUUGAAAACAUAGUACCUGCAGCAAUUACAGUGCCUCAAGAAUUUCCACUCAAAACGGACAAAGUUCUUAGAAUCCAUAGAGUGACCUUGUUGGAUGAAAUGCUUGUAUUUUUUAAAGAUCCAGAGAUAAUGAACAAGGAUAUCACAUUUGAAUUUGUUAGUGAGCGUGGUUCAGAUAUGAAUGGAGUGUCAAGAGAUGCUUAUUCUGCAUUCUGGGUUGAAUUUUUCAGGCGUUCAGCUGAAGGGGAAGAAUCCAGAGUACCUGCCCUGAACUCAAAAUGGCAAGGGGAUGAAUGGCAGGCUAUUGGGAGAAUAUUUGCCAAGGGUUUUGUUGAUCAAAAUGUUUUUCCCAUACAGAUGUCACCAGUAACUACUAUAGUAGUUUCAUUUGGUGAAGCAUCAGUGACUGAUAAAAUUCUAAAUGAUGCUUUCCUCAACUUCUUAAGCAAAACAGAAAGAGAGACUCUAUCCUUGGCUUUGAAUAAAGAGACUUUUGAUGAUGAAAUGCUUGAUGACCUGCUUGACUUGCUAGACAGGUUUUCAUGCAAGCAAAGACCAACAAAAGAAAACUUACCAAGCCUGUUAAGCAAAAUAGCACACAAAGAGCUCAUCCAAAAACCUAAAUAUGCCACAGACAACAUGGCUUUUGGGUGCAGAGAUGUUUUACUCUCGCGCUUUCUCUCAGUUGAGAGAAUAAUAAAUACUUACCAAGAGAUGGAGCCCACAGCAAAAAAAGUGUUGAAAAUGAUCAAGGCCUCUCCAAAAGAAAACAACGAAGCGACAUCAUUACGAUUUCUGCAACAAUACAUAAGAGGCCAAAAUAGUGCGUCCUUGAAAAAACUCCUAAGAUUUUUAACUGGCUCAGAGGCCAUUACCGUGGAAAAGAUAGAGGUGACCUUCACCCAACUAGACGGGCUUGGUCGAAGACCAAUUGCCCACACGUGUGGACCUGUCUUAGAGCUACCCAGUACCUAUUUAAGCUAUCCAGAGCUUAGGAAUGAAUUGGACAGCAUAUUAGCAGAUGAUUCUUGUUUUGUAAUGAAUAUUGCCUGAGUUGUUCAGAUCAAAAUUGUCUAUUGUUAAUUAUGUGGCCCAUAGGCCUCUGGAUUGUAGCAGUUCUGUGUUUCUUCUGCUAAAAUAAUUUGUGUGCAUUUUGAUUAUGAAUUUAUAGAACAAGGAGUUGAAUGUUGUUUCAUGAAACUGUUUAUAGAGACAAGGGCUCAAAUCAUUAUAUUCAAGUACUUAAAAUGUCAUGCAAUCAUCUACAAAAGUUAAACAUACUGGUAACAUGAAACCAAUUUUGAAAAUAUGUACAUUUUUAUUUUAAUUUCUUUUGUUUAGAAGUAUGUUUGAGUUAACUUCUUGUACUUGCACUAUUUGAACUUGUGAUUUCCUGACUUGUGAUUCCCUGAAUAUUUUUUUUCAUUGUUCCUCUUAAACAAAAGGGUAGAUUACUCUAUUACUGCUUUAAACUAGGGAGCAGUACAUGUUUUGAGCUUCUUAAACAUGCAUGAUUAGAUCUUUACAUUUUUUAUGUCUGGAUAAAUUCAUUGCUAUAUAUAAGGGGUUACCAUUUUUCAACAUAUUUGUCGGAUACACUUUUUAAAUCCAUGUCUGAAAUGGUAUACCCAUAUUUCUUGUUUUCUUUGUUUAAUUGCACACCCAAGAAGGGUCUCAGGGGGUCAUACUUGACUAUAACCCAAAGACUUUCAUUUUGAUGUUUGUCUAAUUUGAAGAAAAAAAGAAUGUCAGUUUUAACCCAAGCCAUGCAGGGAAAUGUGAUCAGUGGGCUUUUUUUUCUGUGCACAUUUUUGGCUCUACUGGUCAGAUUCGAUGAAUGGUGUCACCAUGAUUACUUAAAAUAGAAAUUUUCAUGAAAAUAGUUUCAAAACUAUACUUCUCCUACAGUUUUGGUUUGAUAUCUAUAAAAUUUGGCAUACGAGUAGACUACACUAAGGUACAUAAAUUAAUUCUAUUUAUUGCUGCCUUUUCUUUUAUUAUACCUAGACCAGUAGAGCUACAGUCUCACCAGAGACUUCUGAUUAUGAAAGUGAUUGAAAGAUGAUUCAUUAGUUUGCUUUUUAUUUGAGUGUUUCUAAUAAACAGUGACAAUUUUUAUAGUUCACUUUUCAUUUAAAACAUUUGACAGAGGAAGACAUAUCUAGAAAAAGUAAAGUCAAAUUUGAUACUUGUGGUGUAAAUGUUUGAAUGUAAACAUAUACCGGUAGUUUUAAUGAUGAUGUUUUAUAAAUUUAAGUUCCAGGUCUUUCACUUUUAAUAAGUGUGUCAAUGUUGAUGAAGCAUAGAUCUGUCCAUUUGAGUUAUUCUUGUUUCUAUGGUGUUGGGCCAUAUAUUUUAAGAAUUGAC